Aedes aegypti (yellow fever mosquito) is the source of this 2500-nucleotide messenger RNA. RefSeq names its product protein RUFY3. NCBI's taxonomy places the organism in Eukaryota, Metazoa, Arthropoda, Insecta, Diptera, Culicidae. Gene Ontology annotation, cellular component: cytoplasm. The record is from RefSeq and is a predicted model, not a curated record. The transcript is spliced from 9 exons. The annotation marks the transcript as partial. Gene Ontology annotation, molecular function: metal ion binding.
CGUGUGUCGGGGUGGAUAAUCAUAGCGGAGAUUAACAAAAUUUUCACCACGAAUCGCAAUACGAAAGUGCGGGCGCUAGGCAUAGCGCAGCCAAAUAACCACCACCAGACCGGCGGCGGCCUUAUCGGCUCGCCAGGCGUUAACAAACUGGCCGACAACGGUAUCAUCACCCUGCCGAAGCCGAUCCUCGGCGGGGGCUCCAGCAGCAAUUCAUCGUCAUCCAACAACGGAGGCAGCUCAGUGGCCGGAAACCUUGGAGGUAAUGGUACCGGUGGUUGCAACGAGUCCAGUGCUCAGGACACAAUUUAUCUCUGCAAUUUCCGCGUGUCGGUCGAUGGCGAAUGGCUCUGCCUAAAGGAGCUUCAGGACUUAGACAUUAAGGACGGCACGCCUGGCCUUGGUGGUGGAAGUGGCAAUGGAGGAAGCGGCGGUGCCGGUGGCGGAAGUAGCGGAUUUGGUGGCAACGGUGACGGUGAUGGCUCGCUCAAUUCUUUCGGUAUCAUUGAGAACGUAAAAUGCGAAGAGAAGAUUAUCGAGCGCGAUUUGGUUAACUACUACUCUCGUGACCCGGCAUCGAUAGAGCGCAGCAAUUUAGUGAACAUAUGCAAACUAGUUGUCAAAGAGCUUCUCGAGCAGUCGAUUCGCUUUGGACGGAUGCUGGACUCGGAUCAUCUUCCCCUGCAGCAUUUCUUCAUAGUACUGGAGCACGUGUUGAGGCAUGGCCUUCGGCCGAAAAAGGGCCUAUUGGGACCCAAAAAAGAACUCUGGGAUAUAUUGCAAAGCGUCGAACGGUACUGCUUAGGAGCUCAGGAUAUUACUUCAUCGGUACGUGAUCUUCCUACGGUUCGGACUCACAUGGGUCGUGCAAGGGCUUGGCUGAGACUUGCGCUCAUGCAAAAGAAGCUGGCUGAUUACUUGCAGGUGCUAAUUGAGCAUAGAGAAGAAGCCUUGGCUGAAUAUUACGAACCACAUGCUCUCAUGAUGAGCGAUGAGGUUAUCAUAGUCAUUGGCAUCUUGGUGGGACUGAACGUGAUCGACUGUAAUCUUUGCGUCAAAGAAGAAGAUCUUGACUCCCAGCAGGGUGUUAUCGAUUUUUCUCUAUAUUUGAGAUCGAGCUCACGAAACAGUCCCGACGACGAAAACAACGGAGGAAAUGGAACGGUAAAUGCCAUCGAGGGAAAUACGGCCACCGGCGCCAUGACUGCCGUAUUAGAUCAGAAGAACUAUAUCGAGGAAUUGAACAGACAUUUGAACGCGACGGUAGGUAAUCUGCAAGCCAAAGUAGAAUCACUCACAACAACGAAUGCACUGAUGAAAGAAGAUUUGGCCAUCGCCAGAAACAGUCUGAUGGCCUUGCAAGCCGAAAAUGCCGCCCUGAGGCGGGCUUCACAGCAUGGUCAGCCAUUAGACGAUAAGACGAAUGUUCUCGAUCGGUUCGAUCCGGAGAUGGCCGAGGCGUUAGCGGAAGAGCGGAAAAAACGUCAAGAAAUCGAAAAGGAACUGAAUCUUCAAGUAUCGUUAAAAGCGGAGACAGAUAUGGCAAUGAAGCUCUUAGAAAAAGAUAUUCAUGAAAAGCAAGAUACAAUCGUCUCACUCCGACGGCAGCUCGAGGAUAUUAAAUCCAUCAACUUGGACAUGUACAAAAAACUUCAGGAAUGCGAAGCAUCAUUGAAGCACAAAACAGAGCUCAUGUCACGAAUGGAAACCCAGCGAGAAUCAAUGGCCCUGGCCAUUGCGCAGUUGGAGAAAAAAUACAACUCCGAAACCGUUAGCCUGAAUGCUUUACAGGAAACUUCGCAAGCCUUAUCGCUCCAGGUGGUUUCUUGCGAACAACGAGCAACACGUGCCGAGGCCGAUUUGCGCAUAGAACGAGAAUGGCGAACCGCCAUGCAGGAGAAUGAAGUGAAGCAUAAGGAACAGAUCAGCAGCCUACAGUUAGAACUACGACAACUCACUGAUGAGCUAAAGCAACACGAUCGUACCAAAGCUGAACUAGUGCAAUUACGAAAACAGUGGGAAGAAGAUCAACGUACUCUCGAAGAAUUAGGAAUUCAACUAAGCGUUAGCAAGUUGCAGAUUUCCGAUUUGAAAGAGAAAACUUCACAUCAAAGUAGUGAUGGAAGACUUGGUUCUGAGGCAAAUAGCGGGACAGGAUCCUGGACCCCGGAUAAAGGCGUUUCGAACUGUAAAAGCUGCAGUAAAGAAUUCAGUAUGACUCGUCGGAAGCACCAUUGUCGUAGUUGUGGGGAUAUUUUCUGCUCGAGCUGUUCCGAGCACGUGUCUGUGAUACCAGGCGAGGCCAAUGGAAAACCAGUCCGGGUUUGCGAUUCCUGCUGGCAGAAAUUAGCAAGUAGCAGUCCUCCUGGUGCCAAUUAAGAGUCCAAAGUUGGGCACAUACCUUUUUAUUGCUUCUUUCGUAGACAAAGUUGCUACAAUGUCCAUAGGGUUUUAUUGAAGACCGUGCAAAUUGAAAAUUAUGAUGUAGUGAAAAUUAUAAAUG